UGAUUACUCUGUGUAUUUAGUUCCUCUCUUUCCCUGUCCCUUGUUGGAUCAUUGUUUGUCUUUCCUGUGUUCUUAUUCCUCUUGGUUUUUUUCUGUGGAUUUGUUAAACACAAAGAGUCUGUCUUCCAGCUGGCUGGAUUCACACGUUACCUGAAGCUGACCAAAGGUGGAUAUCCAAAGCCCUUUUCAAAUGGACACCCCAGGGGCAUCCUGAGCUUGACUUUUCCAGAGUGGAUAAGCUUUGGUGGUAUCCUCCACAGGUCCCUCUGAAGAUAAGUAAUUCUCCCCCACUGGAGAAUUACUUUGGUCACCCACUUCUUCUCUGGAUGCCGCGCAAGCUGUGGCAAGUAAAGCUCACCUGUCCGCAUGCAGACUGCUCCAGACAACCUUUGACCUCGGCCGGCUUGCACCAGAAGAUCAGGCAGGUGGUGGGAGUGGGCAGUGUGUAUUUUAUGGCAUCUGAGUACCUGGCAUGUAAAACAUGCAAAAGAAAAGUGAUCAGCUGGAGCCAUGGCAUCGUCUCCCAGCUGGACAUUGGUCAUAGAGUGCAAUUUCCGUGCAUUUUGACUUCAAAACUGGCUUGCGACAUGGAGGUGGCGACCUUGAUGCGUCAGAGAGGGCUGGGAAACAGCAGCAGCCAGGUCCAGCGGAAACUGAGAGAGCGUCACGCUGAGUUGUGGUUGCAGAAAACUGUGCAAUACCUCACAGACUGCAAGGGGAUGGCCAGCGCUGUGAAAUCAGGCCUGAUCCUGCCUCUGACAUUUGAAGAAGCACCUCCGAUGCCUGUUGUCCCCAAACACAGAUGGCUGAUGCAGGUAUAUGCUCAGGAUGUCCUGCAAAGGCUCGAGGAGAUAAAGGCAUCCAUCACCUCUCAAUAUGGCCGAAUCCUGAAAAUGGAUUCCACCAAAAAGGUAGCCCGGAAGCUUGCGGGAUCUAGCUACGGUACCUGUACCUGGGCAACCAAUGUCGGAAAUGAGUACGGGCAGGUGGUCAUUUCCGUCCUGACUGCCAGUGAGGGUUUUGGUCUCGGGCCAAUGAUCGAGGGUCUCGUUAAAAGAUACAGAGUGGCUGGGGUGGCACCCCCUGAGGUGCUGUAUGUCGACCGGGACUGCUGUGGCAACACUCUUCUGAGGAGGCAGUUUGAAGAGUGGGAGCAGAUGUCCAUCCGGCUUGACAUCUGGCACUUCAUGCGGAGGAUAGCUGUGGGUUGCACAACAGAUUCCCAUCAGCUGUAUGCAACCUUCAUGAGUCGCCUCAGCCACUGUAUUUUUAUGUGGGACGAGGAUGACCUCAAGGCCCUGAAGCUGGCAAAGCAGGCAGAGAUGGAAGCUGACCGAAGGAGACCAUCGGAGGCCGAUGUGAUGCGUCGCAUCAGCAGAAGCGAGCUAGCCUACAUUGCAGAAGAGCAACACGUGGGACGAGGGAGACUCAGGUUCUGAUCGAAAACCACAUCCAGGCCUUUGACGGAGAUGCUGGUCGAGACACACUGGGAGUGCCUCUUAUCAACUCGGCUCGGAUGCAGGAGAUCUGGAAGUCCCAGAGGAAGCAUGUUGCAUGCAUCCAGGAUCCUCCAGGUAUACAGCUGUACACGCAGACAGGAACCCUGGUGAAGGGAGGGCACCGUCUGCCAACUUACCGCUGUGCCAGAGGGUCCACGUCGCUGGAGUCUUUUCACCUGCAUCUGAACAGAUUCAUCCCAGGCACGCUUGCAAGUGACACCUUCUUCCAAGCCUAUCUGUUGGAUGGCCUUGCAAGGUGGAAUGAGGACCGGGCUGUUGCAGCAACCACUGAUGGGCAGCCGCAGCCGCAUUCCUACAGCCACCUGCUCCGACAUGCUGCAAAUGUUCUUGCAGAGGAGGUUCUGGGAAAAAAGAUCGUCCCCUACGUUGGACCAACAAAAUACACUGAAGAGCUUAUUGGGGUAGAAUACCUCUACCAACAAACCGGGAAGGUUCUCCAGGACUACAAGUUGGCCAUCGAGGAAUCAGAGACCGCUGAUGUGGUUCUGGAGGUGGAGGAAGACUGUGCUGAAGCUGAGGAGUUUCAAGACAUCACUGUGCCCACCUUUGAAACAGAGCGAACACCUGCUUCCGCCUCACAAGCAUCAGCUUCAGCAGUGCCAGUGAUGACACCUACUCCAACUCCAGCAACCAGCUCUGUCCCAUCAGUGUCUGUGAUUCCUCCAGCACCAUGGCCAGCUCCUGAGAGCACUUCUGUCCCGGCUCAGUUGAUGCCAGUGAUGCCCUCAGUGAUGCCAGAUGACUGUGAGUCUUACCAUGGAAUUUAUUUGAUUUCUGUUGUUGUUGACACACUUACUCUACAGAAUGAAAAAAUGUAAGCUAAAUGUUUAACUUUUUCAUGUC
Notolabrus celidotus (New Zealand spotty) is the source of this 2363-nucleotide messenger RNA. RefSeq lists its product as uncharacterized. The transcript is spliced from 4 exons. Lineage: Eukaryota; Metazoa; Chordata; Actinopteri; Labriformes; Labridae. The record is from RefSeq and is a predicted model, not a curated record. The coding region runs from base 1517 to 2338 and encodes 273 amino acids.